GAAAAAGUCGUAGUCCUACCGAAAACGAGAAAAGAAGCCCAAGAGACUCUACGUGGGCACGCUCAUUCAUAUACCCACUGAAUCAAUCACCCACUCACGACUCUUUCUUGGCGUACUAGAUCGGAAGAUAUAGAUACUAUAAAGAAUUGGAUGACUGCAAAACACGAGU
This is a messenger RNA of Amoebophrya sp. A25, 169 nucleotides long. The record is from the annotation of a GenBank genome assembly. Lineage: Eukaryota; Dinophyceae; Syndiniales; Amoebophryaceae.